Zychaea mexicana is the source of this 4146-nucleotide messenger RNA. RefSeq lists its product as uncharacterized. The record is from RefSeq and is a predicted model, not a curated record. The transcript is spliced from 3 exons. The coding region runs from base 1 to 4146 and encodes 1381 amino acids. NCBI's taxonomy places the organism in Eukaryota, Fungi, Mucoromycota, Mucoromycetes, Mucorales, Lichtheimiaceae.
AUGACACUAUCACCGUCUCCCUAUGCACGGAAAGCGACAUCAAGGGCAGUAUCGAUAACCUCAACAUCGUCAUCCUCUAAAUCAUCCGCUGCUUCUGCUGGUCCGUUUCAUCCUCAUAGCAGUAGUAGCAGUAGACAACAGUACUCUCACGCCGCGCCAAUCAUAUCAUCAUCGCGAUCUCAAGGAAACUAUUCGCCGUCACUCUCGGCGAUCUAUCAGAAACCACAUCAUACAACGCCCAUCAGCUCAUCGUCCGACCUUGCCUCUGUGGUAUCCAAUUCCAGCGAUGCCAUAAGCGAGCUCACCACUAGCGCUGCAGCACAUCGAUCCAACUCGCUACCCGAAAUGUCAUCAGUGUCGUCUCAUCAGCUUCCUCAUCAACAUGAGACCUCUUCUACUCGACCGUAUCUAGCACAGCGUCAACAAUACACACAAUUGCUAUAUGCUGGAGACGUUGUUUUGCACGAAAACCCUGACACGAACAAACUGCAGCUGCUGCCAAUGAGGAAAAGCAAAAAGGUGUUCCUGGUACUAACGGAUACGUGCCUACUGCAUUUCAAAUCAGCCGCUAAAGCUCAUUUAGCAGGCAUCGAAAUCUCGUUCAACACAUCAGCUUCCAAAGAUCGGCAGCAACAACAACAAUAUCCAGCUAUCAGAAGCGCAGGAAAAGGUGCCUUGGUGGUGGCAUCUCUCAGUGAUGUGUAUGCAGUCCAUAUUGUCAAUACGAUUGCUGAAAGUUACACCUUUCGAAUUGAUUUUACCGCAGACGAUGACACGAAACGUGCUACCGCUGUUGUGGGGCAAGUUUCGACAGCCACCGAGCUUCGACAAUGGAUCAUGUCGCUCCGCAAAGCAACACGUACCCUGGGUCAGCACGUCAGCAACGCUACGAUGCAGCGAUGUCUCUCUCCCUCAGAACGAUAUGCAACAAUUGAUCGUAUCAGAAAGCACAACGAUGUGCAAGAAGACAUGGCCAUGUUCAAGGUUGUGUACAAAGAAAAGCGGCGGCAAAGUACAAACGACUUGGUGCCCAAAGAUGCCUUUGUCACUGUCAUUUUUGCCAUUGGCAAAUACAGCUUUUAUCUGCUGCCAUCGUCAUCAUCUUCGGGAGGUAUGCUUACGCCAACAAUCAAAGAAACCUCUGGAAGAAGUGGUAAAUCAAGCAGUAGCAGAAAAACUGCAGCUGUCAUUAUUGCAUCGUCCUCAUUAUCGUUUUUGGAGCGCGAUCGAUACGGUUUGCUCGCCAUCAGCGAAAUCGAAUACGAUGAUCAAAAAGAUGACACAUUCCGAUUAUUGGUGCGACAAGUCAACAAGCCUUUGCUUCAGAUUGCGUUGGUGUCAAAUUCAUGCGAAGUUAUCAUUCAGAGACUGCGACAGGCCAUGGACUCCUUAGCGCCAAUCCGAACCACCUACACCUUGCGUCUGCCAGAUCAUCUGAUGAACUCGGCUGUCGUAGCGCUGUCCAGUGCCUCAUCAUACUAUCAUCAGGCGGUCAUUGUCAAGGCGGCCAACCAUGACGAUCCAGGGUAUGAUGAGCAGUUUCUGCAGUUUGAACUCUUGUUGCAUGCGCAUUGUGCGGCGUUAAACUUGAACAAGUCCCGGUUUUUUUAUGAUGUGUCCGGUCCGUUGGAUGCCAAAAAGUUGCUUCUAUUGCCACCGAACGCAGUGAGUCAGUCGGCUGAUACUUACUCAAAGCAUGAGCUGGUGGCCUUACUUCGAUGCCUUUGGCAUAAUCCGUUUUUCAAAGAAAUCGUUUUCGCCAAUCAUUCGCUCGAAGAACUGGAUUCGUGGGCAGCAAACAAUCAGGACGGAUGGGCGAUGCAUCCGCGUGAUAUCUCAGCGAAAUCAUCCAACAGUGUACUUGCAAACGAACUGUAUGCCCUCUUUGUGGACACUCCAUUGCUUGCCAAAAUUGAUUUGACAAAUUGUCGGGUUGGAUACAGCAACGCGGCCAGCAAGAUAUCGUCACUCGCAUCCAUUGGCACUGCACUACAGCAAAACGGACGACUCAAUCAGAUAUGCAUUGGCAAAAAUCAAAUGUCAGCAUCGGAUAUUCAGGAGCUUGUCAAUGGUUUGCAUGCCAGCAAAGGUCUAACCCAUUUGGACAUCCAUGACAUGAGCUUGCACGCACGACAAAUUGAGCAAAUCUUGUCCACAUUGCUCAGUUACAGUCCAGAACGGUUAACGUAUCUGGAUGUUUCGUACGGAGCACGAUCGCCGAGCGUAUCUCCUGGCCUGAUCGAAGCCAUUCUCGAGCGAUGUACACAGCUUCAAGUAUUACGGCUUAAAGGACAUCAUGACUUGCAGUUUGGUGAGCUCAUAUUCAAAUGUCAGCCGACCUUGGUCGAGCUGGAUAUGAGCCAGAUGCAGCAUACGAAUGACGACAUUUUGCAAUUGACGCAAUGGAUACAGUCUUCGUCCUUCAGCAGCAGCAGUAGUAGUAGUAGUGGUAGUGGUAGUGGUAGCACCAGUACCAGCAGUACCAGCAGCAAGAAGAUUGCUACGCAUGUACUCAGGCUGGACGACUGUGGACUACAUGGUGGUCACUUGGGAAUUCUCAUGAAGGCGAUCCAUCCAAGUGGCAAUGUGCACCUGAGUUUCAAUGGCAAUCCAGUUUUGAAGGACGUCGUCCAUUUACCCAAACUCUUUCCGGUGUUUAUGCACAGCACGCGUGGUCCUACAUCGUUGGCGCUUGGCCGAAUUGAAUGGGAGGAGAAUUCGCUGCGCGAACUGUUUGACUGUCUCCAAGAUAACCAAGUUCUGACCUGUCUGGAUCUGGCCGAGAGUGGAUUCGUAUUGGGCACAGAAGAUUUGUCUCAUGAUACGGUGCGGGUAUUGACUCGCUUGUUUGAGCGCAACACCAUGCUCAAGGAGCUGACGUUCCGAUCGAGCGCACCAUUGCUUGGAAAGGCCAUAACACAAGCCCUACAUGGACUGAAGAGUAACCGGUCUUUGGAGCGAUUGGAUUUGACGGGACUGGGGCUGGGCGAUGCCGGCAUUCAGGCAUUAGCGAAUGUUUUACAACAUAAUCGGACCUUACAAGCGCUUGAAAUAGAUAGCAACUGGACGACAAUACGAGGAUUCCGAGAUCUAACAACUGCUAUUCCAAAGUCUGGGCUGAUCGAGCUGUCACGGCCGUACAAAGAUCUGCGAUACCAACUACAAACACUGCGAGAAACGAUUGCGGGUUUGAUCCAAAGCGAAAAUGAAAUGCAAUGGUUCAUUAUCCACUCGACACAGGCUAGCGAAACACGACGCACACGAGCGCAGCUGCAAAUGCAAAACCAGACACGACGGUCCGCCGAAGCGAGCUACAGCAAGAUAACAGGGGUAGUCAACAAGAUGAUGCAGGUCGUAGAAGAAAACCACAAGCAAUAUCAAGUAGAACAGCGACACAUUCGUGCCAUGCGGCUACAAGCGGAAUAUGCUGCCGAAGAAUUGGCAAUUGCUCAGCUGCGACUUCAGUCCGAUACGUCCAUGGCAAGCCAUCAUGUCGGCUCGCGGUAUACAUACUCAUCCAUCGAUAGCGGUGCUACUGGGAACAUUAGUAGUCGGUCGGCGUCCGUGAGUACGAUAGGGCAGGGAUCUGCUGUUUCUGCAGGACAAUCAACGACAGCAGGAUAUCAUAUCACACAGUCUCCAUUGCCCUCACCACCACCUCCCUGGACAAGUUCAUCGUCGCCACCAUUACCAGCAUUUUCUUCUUCAACGUCUACUUCAACAACGCGACAUCAACAUCAUCACCAUGAUAGUGGCAUGUCAAUUCAACUUACACCGGCUGAAUAUCAAUAUAAUACAUACCCUUUAACACCAGCAUCAACGAGAAGAAGCAGUACACCAGAAGAGUACAUUGGACAUUACGAAGAAGCUGUUUCCUCUGACAUUGCUCCACCGGCUGCUCCUGCUGCAGCUUCUACUAUUGUCCUUGCAUCUUCAUCUCUAUCAACACCUACAACAUCUGCUGCACCACCUCGACGAACAAGCAAUGCAACUACUGCAAGGCGCGUAACACGCCGACGACAUGCGACAGAACCCACUGUCAACGAAAACUAUGAUCAUCCUGGAUUUGUUGAUGACUUUCGCAUUAUUGUGAGGCAGGAGCUCGGUAGUAUCGCAAGACAUCAACAUCAACAGCACCCGUACUAG